Molecule: messenger RNA, 1008 nt
Organism: Erythranthe guttata (spotted monkey flower)
Lineage: Eukaryota; Viridiplantae; Streptophyta; Magnoliopsida; Lamiales; Phrymaceae
Source: RefSeq, a predicted model, not a curated record
GCCUGCCUUAGCAAUCAACCCAAACAAACACAUUCUCUGCAAAUACACAUUCUUUCAUUUGAUAAUACAACAAUGGCUGCCUCUUCAAUGGCUCUAUCUUCCCCAUCCUUCGCCGGACAGGCAGUCAAGUCCACCCCCGAAUUCACCGGCAACGGUAGAGUCUCAAUGAGAAAGACCGCCGCCAAGCCCAAGCCCGCCUCUUCCGGAAGCCCAUGGUACGGCCCGGACCGUGUAAAGUACUUAGGCCCAUUCUCCGGGGAGGCACCGAGCUACUUGACCGGCGAAUUCCCCGGUGACUACGGCUGGGACACCGCCGGACUUUCGGCUGACCCCGAAACAUUCGCCAAGAACCGUGAGCUUGAAGUGAUCCACUCCAGGUGGGCCAUGCUUGGUGCUCUUGGUUGCGUUUUCCCCGAGCUAUUGGCUCGCAAUGGUGUCAAGUUCGGUGAAGCAGUUUGGUUCAAGGCCGGAUCACAAAUCUUCAGCGAAGGUGGGCUCGAUUAUUUGGGCAAUCCAAGCUUGGUCCAUGCUCAGAGCAUAUUGGCCAUCUGGGGAGUUCAAGUUGUAUUGAUGGGAGCUAUUGAGGGCUACAGAAUUGCCGGUGGGCCCCUCGGUGAGGUGGUCGACCCACUUUACCCGGGCGCUAGCUUCGAUCCACUGGGUCUUGCUGAGGAUCCGGAAGCUUUUGCGGAGCUCAAGGUAAAGGAGCUCAAGAACGGGAGACUCGCAAUGUUCUCAAUGUUCGGAUUCUUCGUUCAGGCCAUCGUUACCGGAAAGGGACCAUUGGAAAACCUUGCCGACCACCUAGCCGAUCCAGUUAACAACAACGCAUGGGCCUUCGCGACAAACUUCGUACCUGGAAAGUGAAGUUGACACAGAGAUGAGUGUAAUGAAUUAAUUGGGAUUGAUCAAGAAUGAUGUAAAGUUAUUGUGAAUUAUUUGAAUAUUAUAUAUAAUGCCUAGUUUUAUGGGCUUCAACAGAAUGUAAAUGUUGCUUUUUCCGUCUCU